GGUACGAUUUACUUUCAGGGACAUUCAAAUAUUUUUAUUUCACGCCACGAGGUCAAUGCGUGUGUAUGAGACAUUUUUGACUAUAAGUUUUGUAACUGAACCAGUUUUGACGAGAAAUAUAAUUAUUAACACCAGAAAAUCAGGUGCAAAAUUCUAAUAGGUAUAUUAGCUCAUAUACAUGCAGCAGCAUUAUGUACUAUUAUAUAGUAAUCGUUGGAGUCAGAUUUGGAAAACUUUGUUAGUACUGAUUACCAAGUACGAAUAUCAUACGGGAGAACAUCCUCUUUUGACUUCCAGAUUGAGCUAAUUCAACCACGGGAAAAAAUAAAAAGAAACGUGUUUAAUGUAAAAAAACAGAGAGACCACUUGAAACUAUGACCAUCAGUAACCUCGGUUUUGAGCAGUCUGCAAGUAUUUUCCAUGAGCCAUUCCUGACAACUAAAAGGAGAGAUCAACGACGUAAGACUAGCCGUGUAGAUAAUCUGCAGAAUCCACAUUUUGUUGUCCAAAAAAAAUAAGACCAGGAAAGCUGGACUAUACUGCAGUUCGUAUCCGUAAAAUUGUCUGGGUGUUCUUUAACGGUCGGCAUGUGUUUGGAGUGGACGUGGCACGACGAUGACGUGACAACGGAAAACGAUUGGAGUGCAUCGGAAAAUAUGUCGAAAACUCUCAUAUACGGAGGGGCAAUUAUCAGCGCUGGACCGGCGGCGCUUAUUGCGUCGAUGCAGACAAAACUCAGAGAGGUGCUAACCAUCGGGACAUUGCUCACCCUCUGCGGGUCAAUUGUGCUCAUGACGUGUUCGACCAGCGAAUUGUCCACACUGAUUACCGGACGAAUCUUACACGGCAUGGGUGCUGGGAUCGUGUGUGUUGUCGUGCCCAAUUACGCAGCAGAAAUCACUGAGCCGAAGUAUAGAGACGUGUUAACUGGUUUGCAUCAUAUAUACUUGUUAAGUGGUAUGAUGUUGUCACACUUGGCUGAUGAUUAUUGCACGUAUUCAUAUGUGAAUGUUGGAAUUGUAGGUAUGGCAAUUUUAAACUUGAUAGUAUUAUGCGUUAUCGAAGAUCCACCUUAUUUUCAAUUGAUAUUUUAUGAAAACUUACGAAAGAGCGAAUCAGAUUGUAAAUGUAUUGAUGUAUCAAGCAAUAGUUGUCACAAGCUUUUAAGACACCGUGACAUCGACAAAAUAAUGGAACUGUCUUCGAUUUUUACGAAAACACAAUAUUAUCGACCGCUGCUUAUUAACAUCUGUUUAAUAAGUAUCCAACAAUUUAGUGGUAACAUUUCAUUGAUGGAUAAAUUACAAUGUGCGUACGGAAAACAACUACCGAAAAGUGGAAUAAUAUCAACUAUAACUGGUUUCCAACUCUUUUCAUCAAUUUGUUGUUUAUUAACUAUAUAUAUUUUGGGAAAGAAAAAUGUAUUAAUCAUCUCAGGACUUGGAAUGACAAUCACUUUAUCUUUGGUGAUUGCCACAUUAUAUUAUAUGAAAAGCUUAGAUGCGUUAUGGUUACCUAAUUUAAUCAUUAUGUAUAUUAUUUUUUAUUCGAUUGGAUAUGGUCCAAUUCCAUGGAUUUUAAUGCCACAAAUUUGCCCAAGAAAAUCGAAAUUGUGGACAUCUGGAGUCACUGUAAGUCUAUACGCUUUUUUAAAUUUAAUUAUCAAUCAGCUAUUUAUCAACAAUAUAAGAUAUACGGUGUACAUGUUAAGUGGAGUGGACAUUUUUCUAUUCAUUUUCACUAUUGUAAGUGUUUUUGGUACAGUUUUUGCAUGUAUAUUCAUACCAAAAAUAAAAGAUCGUAUUUCAUCAUAAAAUGUAUGCGUUCCAUCAUUUAAGAUUACAGAUAAAAAUAAACGAAUUUUCCUACUUUUGUUUUAUUUUUCCUUAGUAGUGUUUAAUUUAGAAGGCUUACAAAGCUGUAAAAAGCUUUUAAAAAGGUCUUGACAUGGCAAAAAACCUCUCUAUAUUGUGAUAAAGUUUGUGGAUUUUAUACAACCAUAAUGUAAAAACAGUAAAAAUGCGCAAGACCUCCAAAAAUAUGGAAUAUAAAAUGCAAGAAAAAGCACACUUCACAAAUAAAUUUAUAUUAACUUUCUGGGUUCUACUUCUAUAGGCAUAUCUAUUAUAAUAAGUAUAUACCUACUAUAUAUAACAUUAAAUAAAUACAAUAGUUAAUUAUGUUAAAAUGUUGUUUUUUAAAAUUGGUAAAACAAUAGACCAAUCUAAACAGUAAUACAAUAGUUAAUUAUGUUAAAAUAAUGUUUUUUUGUCCAUGAUAAACAGGUACUGAUUGAUCAAACAUAAUAUUUAUUUAUUUUUUAUUUUUUUUUAACCCGCAACAACUUAGGCCAUCGGGUGGUUUUUAAGCUGUGGGGGAGGGAACAGUAGGUGUAAACACGUGUGUGUAGUUUUGGCAGAUUUUCAAGUGGGCACCCGUAGGUCUCUGCUAUGCCCGGGUGGGGGAUGGCGGCACUUGUUCUCCGGACACCGUGACUUGCCCGAAGAAAAAUGCCACCCGCGGCCGAGGUAUCGAACCAGCGUCGGUGUGCGUCGCAACCAACGCCUUAGACCACUCGGCCACUCCAUCCCCCAAAACAUAAUAUUAUUAUUUAAUUAAUUAAUAACAAUACAAAUUUACUAAGAAAACAAUGCUAUUUCAAAGAUUGUGUAGUCAAAAAAAAACAUUUGAAUAAUAUUUCUAUAAGAUAGGUACAGUAUUUAUAAUUGAAUUUGUGAAAAAAGUCACAAUGGACUAAAUUACAAAACUGCGGAGUGAAAGGCCUUCACUCUGCGUAGUAUAAUAUAAAUUAUAAAUCUGUAGUGAAUACUAGUGAUCGCUGUGCAGGAAACGACGAUCAAUACCACAAUUAUUAUUUAAGUGACGUAGCAUGUUUGUUGCGAUCUUGACUCACAUUUCCAACAAUAGUAACAAUAACGUAUGGAGGCAUGAUAUUGAGAUAUUCUAUAUUCUAAUAUUACUUCCAAGUUCCAGCUACUGUCGAAUCGCAUUAUAAUGUGGAUUGGUAAAAACAACUUGUUGUUUUCACCUUUGCUAUAGGCCUGUUGCUUUAGCUUUGCACGUAAAUCAUGUAUUAACCUAACCCACCCGGUAAUUACGAAAAUAUUAUUACCCACGCGGCAUCAUCAUAUAAUAAUAAUGACAAUAAUAAUAAUAAUAAUAACAUAAGCCCUGCUGCAACGGACGGAUUAGAUAACGCACGCGUGGUGAGACCGCGGUGUAUAGGAGUAUAUUAUUAUAAAUUACAAUCUUAAUGACCUC
This is a messenger RNA of Metopolophium dirhodum (rose-grain aphid), 3282 nucleotides long. RefSeq names its product glucose transporter GlcP-like. Gene Ontology annotation, molecular function: transmembrane transporter activity. The record is from RefSeq and is a predicted model, not a curated record. Gene Ontology annotation, biological process: transmembrane transport. Gene Ontology annotation, cellular component: membrane. The transcript is spliced from 7 exons. Bases 588 to 1814 code for a protein of 408 amino acids. NCBI's taxonomy places the organism in Eukaryota, Metazoa, Arthropoda, Insecta, Hemiptera, Aphididae.